This is a messenger RNA of Mercurialis annua (annual mercury), 1583 nucleotides long. RefSeq names its product heparanase-like protein 2. The transcript has 7 exons. The coding region runs from base 1 to 1542 and encodes 513 amino acids. The record is from RefSeq and is a predicted model, not a curated record. NCBI's taxonomy places the organism in Eukaryota, Viridiplantae, Streptophyta, Magnoliopsida, Malpighiales, Euphorbiaceae. Gene Ontology annotation, molecular function: beta-glucuronidase activity. Gene Ontology annotation, cellular component: membrane; plant-type cell wall.
AUGGGAAAUAUUAAAGUGGGGAUUACUGUGUGGUAUUUUUUUUGUUUUACAUUUUGCAUAGCAGCAGAUGUGAAAGUGACAGUCAAAGGGUUGGCUCCCAUUGCCACAAUUUAUGAUGAUUUUAUAUGUGCAACUUUGGAUUGGUGGCCCACCUCUAAAUGUAACUAUGACCAAUGUCCUUGGGGACAUUCUGGUCUUUUCUCUUUGGAUUUGGACAAUAAGAUUUUGUUAAAUGCUGUUAAGGCAUUCAAUCCAUUGAGAAUAAGAAUCGGAGGUUCAUUGCAAGAUCAGGUAGAAUACCAAGUGCAAAAUUCGUCGAAAAGAUGCUUGCCUUUCCAAAAAUCAGAAGCAGGCUUAUUUGGAUUUACUGCAGGUUGCCUCACCACACACAGAUGGGAUCAACUAAAUCACUUCUUUAACCAAACAAGGGCUAAAAUCACAUUGGGAUUGAAUGCACUUGUUGGAAGGAAAAAGUCAAGCCAAAAAGAUUCAACUCUUUGGUUUGGUGAUUGGGAUUCAAAAAAUGCUGGCAAUCUGAUGAAGUACACAGUCUCGAAAGGAUACAAGAUUGAUUCCUACGAACUUGGUAAUGAACUAUGCUCAAAUGGGGUAGCUGCAAGAGUGGAGGCAGAGCAGUAUGGUAAAGACAUGACUGUUCUUAAAAAACUUGUCCAACAAGUAUACCCAAAUCAGAAUACGCAGCCGAAGGUGUUGGGUCCGGGUGGUUUCUUUGACGAUAAAUGGUUUAAGACGUUCCUUCAAGUUUCAGGACCAAAUGUUGUCAAUGGACUAACCCACCAUAUCUAUAAUCUUGGUGCUGGUUCUGAUCCCACUCUUGCCAACAAGGUUCAAGACCCGUAUUUCCUAGACCAAAUAAGAAAGGUGUAUAGCAAUGUAUCAGCAACAGUCAAGCAAUUUGGGGCAUGGACUGAAGCAUGGGUGGGGGAAUCAGGUGGAGCUUAUAACAGUGGAAGCAAGAAAGUUUCAUAUAGUUUUUCUGAUGGCUUCUGGUAUUUGGACCAAUUGGGAAUGACAUCAACCUUCAAUCACAAGGUUUUCUGCAGACAGACCCUUAUAGGAGGAAACUAUGGACUUCUCAAUACUACAACCUUUGUCCCAAAUCCUGAUUAUUACGGUGCGCUUCUGUGGCAUCGCCUCAUGGGAAAGAAUGUGCUUGCUGCCAAUCAUGUUGGGUCUCCAUAUUUGAGAGCAUAUUCUCAUUGUUCCAAACAAAAGCCUGGAAUUACAGUACUACUGAUUAAUAUGUCAAACUCAACUACCUUCAAUGUGUCAAUUCAAAAUGAUGGAAAUGCUUCUGGAAGUGGGGAAGUGCAGAGAGAGGAAUACCAUCUGACCCCUAAAGAUAGAGAUAUAUUUAGUGAUGUGAUAUUGUUGAAUGGAAUUCCAUUAGUGCUCACAAAAUCAUCGGAUAUUCCUGUCAUGAAUCCUAAGCUUGUUAACGCGUUUUUGCCUAUUGUUGUUGCACCACAUUCUAUAGUUUUCGCCGUUGUAAGAGGCUUCAAUGCACCUGCAUGUUCAUAGCACAACUUUUAUACUAAAUCUUUACAUUACAUCUCAUAUUG